This is a messenger RNA of Verticillium alfalfae VaMs.102, 1590 nucleotides long. Its product is annotated as hexose transporter protein. Gene Ontology annotation, molecular function: carbohydrate:proton symporter activity. Gene Ontology annotation, biological process: carbohydrate transport; transmembrane transport. The record is from RefSeq and is a predicted model, not a curated record. Gene Ontology annotation, cellular component: membrane. The coding region runs from base 1 to 1590 and encodes 529 amino acids. The transcript is spliced from 3 exons. NCBI's taxonomy places the organism in Eukaryota, Fungi, Ascomycota, Sordariomycetes, Glomerellales, Plectosphaerellaceae.
AUGGGCAUCAAGGAGAUCAUCGGUCUCGGGACCGACGAGAAGACGCAGAAGAUUCGUGAUGAGGCGCCCAAGUUUGAGCACGUAGUCUGGUACAGGGAGCCCGGCCUCAGGGUCCUGACCUUCUACUCGGUUGUGCUCUGCGUCUCUUCCAUGGGAACUGGCUGGGACGGGCCUACCGGCGAUAGGCUUGGACUUCUCGUCGCUCUCUACCAGAUUGGCUCUGUUGCCUCCAUUCCUAUCGUUCCUAUCAUUGCCGACCGCUGGGGCCGCCGCCCCUCCAUUGCCAUUGGUUUCAUCAUCAUGGCCAUUGGCGCCGCUCUUCAGGCUGCCGCCCCCGACUAUGCAACUUACUCUGGCGGUCGUGUCCUCCUUGGAUUCGGCAAUUCGUUCGCUCAGAUCUGCUCCCCUAUGCUUCUGGCCGAGAUCUGUCACCCUCAGCACCGCGCUCGAUUCACUACUGUGUACAACUGUCUCUGGAAUCUUGGGUCUUUUCUCGUCUCUUGGACCUGCUUCGGGACCCAUUUCUGGGGCAACGACUGGUCGUGGCGUUUCCCUGCCAUUCUGCAGGGUGCUCCUGGUCUCCUGCAACUGAUCGUUCUGUGGUGGAUUCCUGAGUCUCCUCGUUUCCUCAUCGCCAAGGAUCGUCAAGAUGAGGCCCUAGCCAUUCUCGCCAAGUACCACGCCAGUGGCAAUGUCGACCACCCAACAGUCCAGUUCGAGUUCCGCGAGAUCCGCGACACGAUCAAGAUGGAACAGGAGGCUGACAACAGCACCAAGUAUGUUGACUUCUUCAAGACGAAGGGAAACCGUUACCGUCUUGCCGUGCUGUUCUCUCUUGGUAUCUUCUCCCAAUGGUCCGGCAACGGCGUUGUCUCCAACUACUCUGCACGUCUCUACACCAAUGCUGGUAUCUCGAGUGAAACCGAGCGCCUGGCUAUAACUGCUGGCAAGACUGUUCUCGACAUGUUCGUCUCUAUCAGCUGCGCUCUUCUCGUCGAACGUCUCAACCGACGCUUCUCUUUCCUCUUCUCCACGAGCGGCAUGUUCCUCACACUCGUCUUCUGGACCCUCACCUGCGGCCUCUCCGAACAGCACAGAGCUGCUGGCGCCAACAACGCCAUGAUAUUCCUGGUCUGGCUCCAUGGUGUCUUCUACUCUACCUGCUGGUCUGGUCUCUUGAUCGGCUAUGCAGUUGAGAUUCUUCCCUAUUCGCUUCGUGCCAAGGGUCUCAUGUUCCUCAACAUUUCGAUUCAAAUCGCUCUUCUUCUGAACGCAUAUCUCAACCCCGUGGCAUUUGAGGCCUGGGAGACCGAUGAGGCCAACAAAGACACUGGAUACGGCGGCAACACUUGGAGGCUUUACCUUAUUUACACGGUCUGGGUUCUUGGCGAGGUCAUCUUCAUCUACUUCAUGUACGUCGAGACUCGUGGCCCUACCCUGGAGGAGCUUGCACAGGUGAUCGAUGGAGACCGUGCCGCCGUCGCCCAUUUAAACCUCGACCACGUCGAAAAGGAACUUCAGCAGGAGGAGACCGAGCGAGUUCCCUCUUCCGAGCAGGAGGUCCACCAAGUCGUUGGCACCAAGGUUUAA